CCCCUUUCUCUUUACACCCAAGUUUGAUCAAGAAAUGGCAGAACGUUAUAAAAAAUAUUUUUCAGAGGGAGAAGCCUCAACUAGCUAUCAAGGACUGAAAUUAGCUGGUGCUACAGAAAGCAUGGCAAAAAUGUCUCAAGGACCAACUAACACCUGUUUGAAAAUGGGUGGUGUUCUGAAAGGAAAAGGGAUACAAAAUAUUAAAAAAGAAAAGCUGAUUGUCCAGGGCUCAACAGUGAUUGUUACUUGUGGAAAAACUAAAGGUGUUUUAUAUAAGGAAAAAUUGGCAGCAGGAGCUACACAGAAAUCUAUCAAGGGUUUAAAGGGAACAUGGUUCACACCACAAGAAUUUCUGACUGAAGGAGAAAUUGCAGGUACAAACUGGAGAAGAAGUAUCCGCGCUCAGGGGAUUACAUUAGAAGGAUUAAUAAAGGACGGCAUGCUACCUGAGCCAGCACGAGCUUCCCCGGCGAAAAAUAAGCCAGCAAAUGAUGGCAUAUGUGAAGUGUGUAUGGAAGAAGGGUCUGAUAUGUGCUGCAUUUCAUGCAAUAAAUCUUUUCAUAAUUCUUGCCAUGUUCCAGAAGAAUUGGCUAUGAAGAGGUUUUGGAAAUGCACCUUUUGCAAAUGGAAAGGUAACCUUUACUUCAAAGAAGACCAGGUUUUAAAGUGGAAAAUGGCUAACAAGGCAAAAAAUACAUGUGAGUUCUUGCUUCUAAAAAUCUGGUGUGAGCCUGAAGGUGCUGUUUUUGCUGAUGAACCAGUCACAAUCCAAACAUGUGAUGAUAACUGUCCAAAUAACCCCAUGUGGCUCAAGAGGAUAAAAGUGAAGCUGAAUAUAAACCAGUACGAAACAGUGGGGGAUUUCAUUGGAGAUAUGCGUCUGAUGUUCAGCAAUUUUCUGAGGUUUCAUCAAGGCCAGGAUGUCGCAGAAGAUGGAAGAAGACUGCAAAAUGAAUUUGAAAAGAGCUUUCGGGAAGCUUUUUUUAUUUGUAAUUAGCUGCUUGAGGGCAGCCCAAAUUUAUUAAACAAAAUAGUAAGAGCAACUCAACAUGAGGUAUCCGUCCAGUAACAAAACAUAGCCUAGAUCAAAAUAUAAAACAAGUCUAAUUUAAAUUCAUGUCAACACAGUCUCAAAUACAAUGUAUGUAACACAAGAACUCAGUGAAAUGUUCUCCCUUUUGGCCUAAAUGUUCCCAUUAGGAGUGGAGGGAUUUGUCCUUUUCUGUUCUCUGUUUCUCAUUUUCCCAUUCAUAACUUCAGUUCUCCACAUUUCUGUAGCAAUUUGAGAAUUAUAA
Molecule: messenger RNA, 1295 nt
Organism: Lacerta agilis (Sand lizard)
Lineage: Eukaryota; Metazoa; Chordata; Lepidosauria; Squamata; Lacertidae
Product: nuclear body protein SP140-like protein
Exons: 10
Coding region: 35-997 (320 amino acids)
Biological process (GO): regulation of transcription by RNA polymerase II
Cellular component (GO): nucleus
Molecular function (GO): DNA-binding transcription factor activity, RNA polymerase II-specific; protein binding; DNA binding
Source: RefSeq, a predicted model, not a curated record